Closterium sp. Yama58-4 is the source of this 1686-nucleotide messenger RNA. The record is from the annotation of a GenBank genome assembly. NCBI's taxonomy places the organism in Eukaryota, Viridiplantae, Streptophyta, Zygnematophyceae, Desmidiales, Closteriaceae.
AUGGUCGCGAGUUCGAGUCCGGGAAGCGGCGAUUCCAUCAUGGGUUGCGGCGGGUUGGCUGCGCGCAUGCUGACGGCGACGACGGAGGAGCUCUUUGAAAUCCCCGAGAUUGGCGUCCCGCCGGAAUUCGCGGAGAUGUGGGUCGCGUCGCACUCCGACGAUUCCUUUUCCGUCGCGUCGCAGCCGGUGCCGUUGGGCAGCUCCAACGGCUCUCUUGUUUGCCAGUGCGACUCGUGCCGUGCACUAUCGUGGGAAGAAGGCGCCUCGGGAGAGGUGUAUAACCCCACGAAAGGGUUCGCUGGUUGCGCGAUUAACGAAAUUGUUGCAGCACCCGCCGCAGUAGGCGCGGGGGAGGAAUCCGCCGCCCCGCGCGGAGUCCCCGCGGGCCUCGCAGCGUUCCUCCUGGACGCGCCAGUCGAAGCGCUAUUCGACUCCUACGACGACGCUUCCGCGCCCGCCGCCGUCACCUCCGCCGCAAUGGCUGCCGCUGCGGGAGGCGACCGCACGGCGUUCCCGCCCGGCGAGGGCAGCUGCAGUGGCUGGUUGCCCGAGCCGCUUGCGGCGGAGUCGGCGGCACACUUAUCGGCGGGGAUAGCUGCUGGCAGAGCCGCGGCGGCGGCGGAAGCAGCGAUGGCGGGCGGCUACGGGGACGCGAGCCUUCAGCAGCCGCGGUGGUGCGGAAAUGCGGCGGACGCGCGGAGGAACGGUGCGCACUGGUCAUACACCAUGCGAUCGUCCCCGGCACUAUCGUCCCCCGCGCAUUCCACUCCGCCGGGCCCCCAGCGCAGCGUCUCCACUAAUGGCGUCAGCCCGUGGCGCAACAUGGGUUCGCGCGAGUGGGAUGCGCUCGCGUCGCCCGCCAGUGUGGCGGAAGCGGAGCGGAGGGCGGAGCAGGCGGCGUGGAACGGCGGACCGAAGAGCGUGAGUAUGAACAUGGGUCUGCUCAUGGCGCACCGAGUGCUAGCGGAAUAUUACGCGGAACAGUGCGCGGAACAGUGCGCUGAAGUGCGCGGUGGAGGGUGCGGGGAAGGAUGGCAAGAGAACUGCAGUGGCGGCGCAGUUCGGGGGAGUGCGGCGGGGAGCGGGAUUGCGGACGAGGGGGAAGCGCUGGCGCAUGUGAGCAGCGCGGGGAGCACGCUGGAAGCGCCGUUCUAUAUGGGCGGAAGGGAGGGAAGCAGCAGCCAGGGGAGCGCGCGGAGCGGGAGCAGCAUUAGCGAAAGCGCGAGUGGCGGGGAGGGCGAGACGGAGGUACAUGCCAGCGCUGCUUCUGUCGCCGCUGCUGCUUCCGCCCCUUCCGCGCCUUCCGCCGCAUCCGCCCCUUCCGCCCUUUCCGCGCCGUCCGCGCCUUCCCCUCAGCACGUGACGUCCCCCGCGGAGCUGCAGCUGCGCGCGGAGCUGAUGCGCAUGGAGGCGGACCUGGCGUGGGCGCAGGGCAGCGCGCCCCCCUCGGCCAUGCCGUCCGCCCUGCGCCAGCAGCUGGCGCUCAUGCGCGGCGAGGUGGAGGCGCUGAGGCAGGCGCUGGACAGACAUGCGCAGGGGGAGGCGGGCGCGCAGGGCGCGCAGGGCGCGCAGGGCGCGCAGGGGGAGAGGAGGGAGCAGGGGAUAGAGCAAGAGGAGCAGGAGGAGGUGCAGGAGAGGAAGGGAAAGGGGAACGGGAGGCGGAGAGCGGAUGACGAUGAUGAAUAA